Molecule: messenger RNA, 210 nt
Organism: Colletotrichum lupini
Lineage: Eukaryota; Fungi; Ascomycota; Sordariomycetes; Glomerellales; Glomerellaceae
Exons: 1
Source: RefSeq, a predicted model, not a curated record
GCCUGUGUACCGACCGGCAUUGCAAUACCGCGCGCGUGCCACGCUUGGGUUAGAGUCUUGGCAGCAAAUUCUGAUCAACUUCAACACCAACUUCGCUUUCCAUCUUUGCCUUCAUCUCGACGUGCCAAGCCAGCAAAGCAGACCAUCACGGCACGCAAAAGUCGUUGCCAAGACGUCGGUUCUCCCAAUGCUUUCUCCUGCUUGACAUAA